Messenger RNA from Culex pipiens pallens (northern house mosquito), 1158 nucleotides. RefSeq names its product odorant receptor 30a-like. Gene Ontology annotation, molecular function: olfactory receptor activity; odorant binding. Bases 1 to 1158 code for a protein of 385 amino acids. The transcript has 5 exons. Gene Ontology annotation, biological process: sensory perception of smell; detection of chemical stimulus involved in sensory perception of smell. The record is from RefSeq and is a predicted model, not a curated record. NCBI's taxonomy places the organism in Eukaryota, Metazoa, Arthropoda, Insecta, Diptera, Culicidae. Gene Ontology annotation, cellular component: plasma membrane.
AUGCGUUCGUUCACCAAGUCCUACGAAAUGUACGACUACAACCUGCUCUUCAUCCGCUGGAUGGCCGACUUUAGCGGGGUCGACAUGCUGGUGGAAGACUAUCGGUUCAACUACCGAACAGCAAUUUGUGUUGGCACUGUUCUGAUGGGUGCAAUCAACUGUACUUAUAGUCUCGCAUAUUACUAUCCAAAUUAUUACAAAAUGUGUGAGGUGGUUGUGCUUUUAGGGAUUCUUAUCCAGGGAACACCGAAGCUCUAUUUCGGAUACAUUCAUCGAGAAUUCUACAAAAUACAAUACGGUCGAUUGCGACGGCUCCACUACCGGUAUCGCGAUCACGAGAUACUUAACGCAAAGCUCCUAAGACUAAUGGAGAGAAUUCACGUCCUGUCCAAGCUGCUUGCGAUAGUGUUUAUUUUCGGCGGGCUGGGAUAUUCGAUCUACCCCCUGUACAUGUACUGGGCUAACAACGAGCUAGUUCUGAUGGUCACCAUGAGAGUACCUUGGGUUAAUGCGGAUACGUACACCGGGUACGCUGUGACCACGGCCAUGCAAAUGGUGAUGAUUGUCAUCGCCUGCACGGGACUGUCCGCGUCAGACACGGCCAUACUGCUGUUCGUGGCCAAUUUAUCCGCCUACGUGGAGGUGUUCACGAACGUGCUGAACAAGUUGAACGCCAUGCUAAGCGCAGAGGAUCGUGACGAAGAAGUGAUUAGAUGCCAAGUGCGGAAGAUAUGCUCGCAACAUCAGGACAUUAUCGAAUACGAGUCCGACUUAGAUGAACGGUACAUUGUAAUCUGCUUUGGUCUUGCCAUUGGUGCUAUAACCACUAUGACCGUUUCGAUUUUUCUGGUUUACAUGAAUAGCUUCAUUCCCGGUUAUGCCCUGCUGGUGGCUAGCUUUUUCCAACUACUGGAAUUUUGUCUGCUCGGGACCGUCCUGACCGUGAAGAAUGAGGAAAUCAUUGAGGCGAUCUACAGCACCAACUGGUAUCUGCUAGCGGAACCAGAACGUCAAUGUUUUGCGUUGAUGCUGCACAAGAGUCAAAACUUUACGGAAAUGACCAUCGGAGGGUACGCUCCGCUCAACUUGGAAACAUUCGUUGCGAUUAUGAACCGAAUUUACUCCUACUUUAUGAUGCUCAUUAGUUUCAUCGAAUAA